AGCCCUGCGAGGAGCACGUCCUGGGCAUCAGCCAGCACCUCCCAGCUGCAGAGACCAUGCAGGUGGCUGCCGUUCUCCUGCUGCUCGCCCUGGCGCUGGUGACUCCCAGCUCCUCUGCUGAGCGGAAGUGUGUCCUGACAGGACUUUGGUUCAAUGACCUGGGCUCCAAUAUGACCAUCAAUUCUGUGAACGAAGCAGGCGAAUUCUCCGGCAUGUACCACACGGCAGUGACAGCCACCAGCAGAAAGAUCAGGAUUUCUCCACUGCAGGGAUCCCAGCACCGUGAGAACAACAGCAACCAGCCCACCUUCGGUUUCACUGUCAACUGGAGUUACUCAGGCUCCACCACCGUCUUCGUGGGCCAGUGCUUCGUGGACGAGGACGGGAGGGAAAUUUUGAAGACCAUGUGGCUCCUGCGAGAGCAGGUCGGCAGCCUCGGCGACGACUGGAAAGCCACCAGAGUCGGCAUCAACGUCUUCGUCCGCCGGGCACCGCGCAGGGAGUGAGGAGCCGCGGGCGGUGCUGCCCCCCCGCCGCCGAAGCCCCCUCCACCCCCACCGCCCCCAAUAAAGCUUUGCUGCAAACG
Dromaius novaehollandiae (emu) is the source of this 586-nucleotide messenger RNA. RefSeq names its product avidin-like. The transcript is spliced from 4 exons. Gene Ontology annotation, molecular function: biotin binding. The coding region runs from base 57 to 506 and encodes 149 amino acids. The record is from RefSeq and is a predicted model, not a curated record. NCBI's taxonomy places the organism in Eukaryota, Metazoa, Chordata, Aves, Casuariiformes, Dromaiidae.